GCAGAAAAGUGACCUACACAGUCUCUCGUCGUGAUAGAGUCUCCUUUGAUGCGGAUGACCUUGAAUCGGUCCAAGCUCCCGUCGUCCGUCCAGACCGUUCCGCAACACGCCCCCUUCCGGAACUUCACAGCCGUCGCUGUGCGAUUGUGGCGGGCUCCUAGGUCUCCUCGGAAGAGACGGAUGAGGAAAAUAGAUGGUAAAUAAGCUGGCUUCAGCUGAACCUACAGGGCACGGCAAGUUUCUUUGUCUUGAGUCUUUGCUGCUCCACAUCUGCUGCAAUGCGUUCGUGGUUCUUUGAACCGUCUCGUCGGAUACCCUUUGUCGAAUUUAAACUUGCUUCACAACAAUAAAAUAGGGCCGAUAUAAUUUGCCGCUUUGCUAGCCACACAUACAUACUAUACUAGUAUGUGCAUAUAUACAAAUGCUUCUGCUUCGAGAGGGCUUUCCUGGCCUAGUUAUCCUGGCACGAAAUCGGAUUUCUCGCAGCUCGGCAGGUGGCAUAGCCUUCCAACAAUCGACGCCAACAUCCCAACGCUAAGAGCCCGCUUGUUAUUGGUGCACGCCUUCCACAAUCGACUGAAAAGGAAAACGAGAUCAUACAUUGAAAUAGCUCUAGAUCCAUGGAUCAAGGAGUUCACUGUGUGUGCCCUGUUUCGUGUGGGGAAGAGAAAGAGGCAAUCUACCAAUUCGCAUCCAAAUUACACAUCCCAACUCCGCCACGAGACACGCUUGAAGUCCCUGUUGCAAGAGAUCAUGAAAAAUAGGAAGAUAGGAGUCUUGCGGCCUUCGAGUUCGACAGUACAUAUAUCCAAAUGUUGUUAAUGGCCUUGCCAUAAGCUCAAGGGAUCAUCAUGGCAGAGCCAUGCACGAUUCAUGCCAGACUAAAACAUUUGGCAGCCAGGGUAUUCCGCCACGGACUUCUGGGUUACUAGUAAAGUCAGUGUUCAGCACCGACAGUCGAUAUUGAGCAGCAUCUGUGCCUCAAUGUCUGCACUCUGUAUGUAUAUGCAUGCAAACUGCAUAUAUAAUAUGUAAUUGUCGCAUUGGCUUUCCGGAGGUCAAGUGGCACGGCCCUCCUCUGACCCCUUCCCAUAGUUUUUGGGCUUAUUGAAGAAAGACAAAGCGCCUUCUGGCGCCGGAAUGGGGGCACAGAUGUUUCCCCAACACAUAAGACAGCAGAAUCAUGGGACAUAGAUCUAACCAAUAUCUAAUUACAGAAGG
This is a messenger RNA of Coccidioides immitis RS, 1221 nucleotides long. RefSeq lists its product as uncharacterized. The coding region runs from base 406 to 822 and encodes 138 amino acids. The transcript has 2 exons. The record is from RefSeq and is a predicted model, not a curated record. Lineage: Eukaryota; Fungi; Ascomycota; Eurotiomycetes; Onygenales; Onygenaceae.